Molecule: messenger RNA, 309 nt
Organism: Rhizopus microsporus ATCC 52813
Lineage: Eukaryota; Fungi; Mucoromycota; Mucoromycetes; Mucorales; Rhizopodaceae
Exons: 2
Biological process (GO): iron-sulfur cluster assembly
Cellular component (GO): mitochondrion; cytoplasm
Molecular function (GO): 2 iron, 2 sulfur cluster binding
Source: RefSeq, a predicted model, not a curated record
ACACCUGCCGCCGUUUCUCGAUUGAAAGACUUGACACAAGGACCCACACCAAAAUACUUGAGGGUGGGUGUCAGGCAAAAGGGUUGUUCAGGAAACUCAUAUACCUUGGAAUUUACAGACACAAAAGGCAAAUUUGACGAAAUUGUUAAUCAAGACGGUGUCACUGUACUGGUAGAUUCUAAAGCAUUAAUCACAGUAUUAGGAUCAGAAAUGGAUUUCGUUCAAGAUAAGCUAUCGGAACACUUUGUAUUUAAUAAUCCCAACGUCAAGGGAACUUGCGGCUGCGGAGAGUCUUUUGCUGUCAACUAA